Pristis pectinata (smalltooth sawfish) is the source of this 1500-nucleotide messenger RNA. Its product is annotated as basic proline-rich protein-like. The coding region runs from base 1 to 1500 and encodes 499 amino acids. NCBI's taxonomy places the organism in Eukaryota, Metazoa, Chordata, Chondrichthyes, Rhinopristiformes, Pristidae. The transcript has a single exon. The record is from RefSeq and is a predicted model, not a curated record.
AUGGCUGCGGGCAGAAGGACAACCCGUCACCCCCCCGUCACCCCGAGCCCCCGUCACCCCCCCCCCGGCAACCCGAACCCCGGGCAACCCGUCACCCCACCCCCCGUCACCCCGAGCAACCCGAGCCCCACCCCCCGUCACCCCGAGCAACCCGGCAACCCGAGCCCCCGUCACCCCACCCCCCGUCACCCCGAGCAACCCGGCAACCCGAGCCCCCGUCACCCCCCCCCCGGCAACCCGAGCCCCGGGCCCCCGUCACCCCCGAGCAACCCGGCAACCCGAGCCCCCAUCACCCCCCCCCCCGGCAACCCGAACCCCGGGCAACCUGCCACCCCACCCCCCGUCACCCCAAGCAACCCGGCAACCCGAGCCCCGGGCAACCCGUCACCCCCGGCCACCCGAGCCCCGAGCCCCGUCACCCCCCCCCCCCCGGCAACCCGAACCCCGGGCAACCCGUCACCCCCCCCCCGGCAACCCGAGCCCCCGUCACCCCCCCCCGGCAACCCGAACCCCGGGCAACCCGUCACCCCCCCCCCCGGCAACCCGAGCCCCGGGCAACCCGUCACCCCCCCCCCCCGGCAACCCGAGCCCCCGUCACCCCCCCCCCCCGGCAACCCGAGCCCCCGUCACCCCCCCCCCCGGCAACCCGAACCCCGGGCAACCCGUCACACCCCCCCCCGUCACCCCGAACCCCGGGCAACCCGUCACCCCCCCGGGCAACCCGUCACCCCCCGGCAACCCGAGCCCCCGUCACCCCCCCCCCCCGGCAACCCGAACCCCGGGCAACCCGUCACACCCCCCCCCGUCACCCCGAACCCCGGGCAACCCGUCACCCCCCCGGGCAACCCGUCACCCCCCGGCAACCCGAGCCCCCGUCACCCCCCCCCCCGGCAACCCGAGCCCCGGGCAACCCGUCACCCCCCCCGGGCAACCCGUCACCCCCCGGCAACCCGAGCCCCCGUCACCCCCCCCCCCCCGGCAACCCGAACCCCGGGCAACCCGUCACACCCCCCCCCGUCACCCCGAACCCCGGGCAACCCGUCACCCCCCCGGGCAACCCGUCACCCCCCGGCAACCCGAGCCCCCGUCACCCCCCCCCCCCGGCAACCCGAGCCCCGGGCAACCCGUCACCCCCCCCGGGCAACCCGUCACCCCCCGGCAACCCGAGCCCCCGUCACCCCGAGCAACCCGUCACCCCCCCCCGGCAACCCGAACCCUGGGCAACCCGUCACCCCCCCCCCCCGGCAACCCGUCACCCCCCGUCACCCCCCGGCAACCCGAGUCCCCCCCCGCAGCCACACUUCCCCCUUCACCCGCUCCCCCGGCCCCCGUUUCCCUUUGUUCCCCUCCCCCCGGGCUCUUUACCCCCCCCCCCCGCGGUCCCGGGUUUCUCCAGCCCCCCCCCCCGGCUCUUCUUCCCGCCCGGUGCGCGCCCCCGCCGCCUCCCGGUGCCGGUGCGCGCCCCCGCCCCGCUCACUCGCCGCCCGGGUCCGGUUCUGA